This is a messenger RNA of Serpula lacrymans var. lacrymans S7.9, 452 nucleotides long. RefSeq lists its product as uncharacterized. The transcript has 2 exons. The record is from RefSeq and is a predicted model, not a curated record. Bases 5 to 190 code for a protein of 61 amino acids. Lineage: Eukaryota; Fungi; Basidiomycota; Agaricomycetes; Boletales; Serpulaceae.
GAGCAUGCACCGCAAGAACGCCGUAAGAUGGCGCAGUGGCAGUGGCAAAUUCACAUACAGUAUGGAAGGCCGCACCACCAAACUAGAAGCUCCUGGAACGUUCCCGGCUAUUGUUAAGUCACAAUGGAACAUUUCGACAGAAGUGGAGUCGAUAGCUAUGUCAGGCAGGUACACUUUGGGACGGUUGUAGCAUAGACGGCUGAAACUUUACCUCCAAAGGAAGCAGCGGUGACGGCGUGAGGCUCACAGAUUUUCCAGUAGUACCUGACUGACGAAGCUUGAUUUUGUCAGUGCUAUAUCCGUGUUUCCCUGUACGAAAUACAGUGACUAACCGCCACGAAAUUUGAAUUGACCAAAAGGCUCUACGGAUGAAGAUGGAAGUUAAGCUAUUGCCCGCAUCGCAAUGUUGAUGCGGCCCUCCAGGGACAUGUUCCACACAGACGCAUCUGAUC